Molecule: messenger RNA, 549 nt
Organism: Prosopis cineraria
Lineage: Eukaryota; Viridiplantae; Streptophyta; Magnoliopsida; Fabales; Fabaceae
Product: TIR-only protein-like
Exons: 2
Coding region: 1-549 (182 amino acids)
Biological process (GO): signal transduction
Source: RefSeq, a predicted model, not a curated record
AUGCAGCAGCGAUCAUUACUAGUAGCCAAACAGUGCCCUAGAAUUGCGCGAACAGCAUGCGACGUGUUCCUGAACCACCGGAAGAUUGACACGGCAAGAACCAUCGUAGGGUUGCUGUAUGAGAACCUGAAAAUGAUGAGAGUGAGAGCGUUCUUAGACACAAUGAACAUGAAACCAGGAGACAGAUUGUUGGAUCAUAUAGACAAGGCCAUAGGUGAGUGUAAGGUCGGGGUCGCUGUCUUCUCCCCUGCUUACUGUGAUUCCUUUUUCUGUCUGCAUGAGCUUGCUCUUCUCGUAGAGUCCAAGAAAAGAGUGGUCCCUGUUUUCUACGACAUCAAGCCCUCGCAGCUUCGGGUCAAGCCCACCAGAAGAUUCACUCUCCAAGAACUCAGGAGGUUCAGUUUAGCACUCGAGGAGGCUAAGUGUAUUCGAGGAAUCUCCUUCGACUCCUUAAAUGGGGAUUGGUCGAAGCUGGUAAGGAAUGCCUCGGACGCAGUGCUUAUGAACUUGUUUGAGGUUGAGAGAGAAAGUGCAUCUAUGUCCGUUUAA